This is a messenger RNA of Pocillopora verrucosa, 2734 nucleotides long. RefSeq lists its product as uncharacterized. Gene Ontology annotation, cellular component: cytoplasm. NCBI's taxonomy places the organism in Eukaryota, Metazoa, Cnidaria, Anthozoa, Scleractinia, Pocilloporidae. The record is from RefSeq and is a predicted model, not a curated record. Gene Ontology annotation, molecular function: sphingomyelin phosphodiesterase activity.
CAUCUGAGCAACAUGACAAACUUAAAAUAUCACGCUCAAGGGGGUCACUUGAAGGGCUGCGAUCAGGUAAAAUUACAGAGCGCAGGGCCACUUGUUUUCAUCUCAUUGAAUCACAAAACAUCCUUUUGUGUUCCGUAUGGUGGAUGCUCAAGCGAUCAUUCAAGGGCUAGGAACGAGUGUUGUCAGUCACGCUCUCCCUGGCCAUUGGCCCACAGAUCUUAUUAUGUUUGCUGUCUCCAGUGCGGUCUUUAUGCAAUAUUUGCGGGAACGCAGCGCGAAAUACUCCUCGUAGUCAGACGACCAAACGCUUCAUUUGUUAACCUGCUUUCGCAUGUGUUGGAAAAUGGAGCAUUCUAGAGCAAGGUCACUAAAAAUACCAGCUCAACUGCGUAAGAAACAUGCACUUGCUGUUGCUACAGUUCCAGUGAUGCUCCUUAUCAUCUACUACGUUUUUAAUGGAUUACAGGAUGAUAAAAAAAUGCUAUUUAAUCAAGUUACUCAGCAUGAGAAUAUGAAAAAAGGAAAUCCUACUUUCAACUUGGAAAGGAAUCUGCUAUUGGUGAGUUAUAACUUAUGGUGCACACUAUGGCAUUCUCAUGGUGUUGAGGAAAGAAUUGAAAGUCUUGUUGAGGGAAUAAAGGAUUUUGACAUUGCUCUGAUUCAGGAGGCAUACAUCUGGAAUUUUGGAGUGGCUGUGUUCAAAAAAUGUGCGUCACUCCUUGUUGUGGAAAUGAAGAAACAUGGAUUUCACUUUAGAACAUCCAUCUUAGAUUUUGUCCCCCCCUUUGGACAGAGUGGAGGUGUUGUUAUAUUUAGUCGUAUACCAUUAGUAAGAACAAUUUCAAAACAAUACAACUCCUCAAUCUUCCAAUAUUUGGUCUAUAGAGGUUUUGUAGUUGGAGAGUUCUUCAUCAACUCCAAGCCCCUACAUGUCAUCAACACCCAUUUAAAUCCUACAGGAGUUGAUUCUCGGGUUCAACAAGCAAAAGAAUUGGCCAGGGCCAUGAAAGACUUCAACCUGAAUUCACACUUUGUUGUGGCUGGAGACUUUAACAUUGAUAACAAUUACCCCACAACUAGUAACAGUAGUACGGAAUUUAGAAAACUUCUAGAAACAAUGACUGAAACAGGCCUCCACUCUGUUUUUCCAGUACGAAUGGAGACUAAUAUUGAUGGUGGUAACUAUGAUGCAAUGUUCAUUAGUUCUAAUGUUGCUGUGGUGAGAAAAGAGAUCAUUAAGCUGGUAACCAAAAAGAACAAAUUUGUCUCAGACCAUUUUGGCCUUGCAGUUGAACUAAAACUCUUGUAACAUACUUGCACAGUAAGCUUCAAUACAGUGUAAUUAGUCAGCUGGUACAAUACUAUUUAAGAUACUCCUCAUUUAUUUAUAUAUCUGAAGGUUGAACUAACCAAUAAGACAUAACUUUUCUGUGACUCUGAGUUUCAUGCUUACGCAAUCAUCAGACAGAUUUUAAUGAUUAAGAUCAGUCUGAUGAUCGUUUAAGCGUCAAACUCAGAGUCGCAGAAAAGUUAUGUCUUUACUGAUUACUUGAACCUUCAGAUAUACCACGCUCUGCGAACACAUCGAGCACUGUACGGCAAGGAUAGACUAUAAUCAAGAUUUUAUAUAUAUAUAUAUAUAUAAUAUAUAUAUUCUAUUCUGGCAAAUGCUAUUUCUUUUUCAAUCUCGUUUCCUCAAGAGUGUCAGGUUUACUCAUUGCAGCUGCCACUUUUAUUUGUUAUUUGUUAAACUUGAGUCAGUUGCUGGUUCACUGAGAAAAAGAAUCAGUGGUAUUUUUGCGUUAUUAUGAAGCAGGCUUCCACUAUGUUUUUCCAGUACCAAUGGAGACUAAUAUUGAUGGUGGUAAGUAUGAUGCAAAUGUGGUUUAUAUGAUGCAUUCUUACUUAAAUUUUAGACUGGAAUCUUUGUAAACACAUGCUCUCAUUCUUGAUACUUGGCAUCCACAUGGUUUCUUUUCUAUGUUUCAAAUUAGUCUUCUGUAAGUUAGAAGGCUAGAGCUGUAAAAAGUUUGACACCUUAAAUAAGUUACAUGUCAAUGUAAGUGUAGGUGAUUGUAUGUGUAUUUGUGGGCUGAUCAUAAAAACACAUGGCAAAACAGUUACUAUAUGUAAUAUUUUAAUGGCAAAGAGUUUCUUUGAAAGCAAUUUCCAAUUAACCAUCUGCACCAGCAAUCAAUGAAUUUGAAUAAGUUUCCUUUGAGACUUUGAAUAUUCUGUGACACGAGAUUACUGAUGGCUUAUGAGAGAAUUUCACAAAAGGGUAUCUAAUUAUUCUACUUGAGAAUUGCACAGACAAGCACAUCCAGAUGGGCAUUUGCUGAAGCAUUCAGGUAAAAAGUGCACUGGUGCAGAGUUAGUGCCUGUCACCUUUUUUACCAGCCACCUGACAAGAAUAAAUAAUUAAAAACAAAUUACUUUUAUUGAUUAUUACAAUAUAAUUGUUAAAACAAACAUUUAGAUAAAUAUGUGACAAAUUAAUAACAGUAAAAUAAACAAAAACAGUAUUAAAUUAAGUAAAAUAACAAUAAAAUGGACAAAGUAACCAAUCUUUGUUAACAAUGUAACUGGAGGUUUCUUACCCUUUUAAAUCCCUCCAUAUUGGUUGAAUCCAGAGGGCUGCCAAUAAAUCCAAUAUACUCCACAACAGUUGUUUCUUCAUUGCCUUGGUUGUUUUGAAAAAAUAACUACAGAAAACACAAAUAUUGAAUAAAUA